Pungitius pungitius (ninespine stickleback) is the source of this 1550-nucleotide messenger RNA. It is a transcript of the gene fahd1, whose product is annotated as fumarylacetoacetate hydrolase domain containing 1. Gene Ontology annotation, molecular function: acetylpyruvate hydrolase activity. The record is from RefSeq and is a predicted model, not a curated record. Bases 66 to 728 code for a protein of 220 amino acids. Gene Ontology annotation, cellular component: mitochondrion. The transcript has a single exon. Lineage: Eukaryota; Metazoa; Chordata; Actinopteri; Perciformes; Gasterosteidae.
GUCAAAGUUUAGUUGAACUGGUGCCGACAGCGUCCGAGCGGCCGACAACCUUCACGUUUUCCGCAAUGACAGCGCGAAACAUAACUCGAUUCUGGGAAUGGGGGAGGAAGAUAAUCUGCGUCGGGAGAAACUACGCGGACCACGCCAAAGAACUGAAAAAUGCGAUUCCCACAGAGCCGAUCCUGUUCCUGAAGCCGCCUUCUGCAUACGUGAGGGAGGGCUCCUCCAUCCUGGUGCCGCUGUACUCCAGCAACCUGCACCACGAAGUGGAGUUAGGAGUGGUCAUCGGGAAAGGGGGCACGGCCAUCCCACAGUCCGCCGCUAUGGAGCACGUUGCAGGCUACGCUCUGUGCUUGGACAUGACAGCCCGGGACGUCCAGGACGUUUGCAAGUCCAAGGGUCUUCCCUGGACCAGGGCUAAAGCGUUCGACACCUCCUGUCCCAUCAGCGAGUUCAUCCCCAAAGAGCGCAUCCCUGACCCGGGGAACGUGAAGCUGUGGCUGAAGGUGAACGACCAGCUGCGGCAGAACGGUUGCACCUCCCAGAUGAUUUUCUCCAUCCCCUAUCUCAUCAGCUACAUCAGCGAGUUCAUCACCCUGGAGGAGGGGGAUCUGAUCCUAACCGGGACCCCUAAAGGAGUCUCCGCCGUGCAGGAGCACGAUGAGCUGCAGGCUGGGAUCGAGGACGUGGUCACCAUGAGCUUCAGGGUGGACAGACAAGACCAGUAGUGUAAAUACACCAUUGAGGGGGAAAAUACUAAAGACUCGUGAGGAGAUUGUGUCUUCGCUUGUGUCUUCACUACAUUACAUUAUGCUAAAUGUAAUUACAAACGUGUACCAGCAGAUGGCAGCUGCGGGCCUCCAAAACCAUAUUUCUGACACUGCCUUGAACAAUUUGUGAGAAAAUGAACAAAAAAAAAACGCAAUUAGUAAUUGUUUCCAAUCAGCGGGGGUGGGAGUCGUAUUCAGAAUUUAUUAAAUUAUAUGAUUCAAUAAUAUCUUGUAAAAUUGUGUUAUUAAAAUUCCUUUUUUAGUUAUUGGUUAAAGAACUGUCAAUGUUUUAUUAGAUAUAUUACAUUAUUAAUCAUUUUAAAGCAUUGUUAUUUUGUAGGAGGUCAAGCUGGAGCUAACUGAAGCUGCUUUAUACAGUAUGCUGUAUGCAGUGGCUGAAGACAUAUUCAGAUCUUUUACAUAGUAAAUGUAUAAUGGAAUAGUCCUUUACAAGUUAUUUGCUUGCGGGUAAAAGCAAAACCUAAUGUGCACAACACCUCAAUGUUGCAGCUGCCGGCUGGUAAAUAUAGAGUUUAUUUAUACUAUUUGAUAAGUUGUUGUGUAGCAUAGUCUAUAUUAGUCCAUCAGUUUCCAUUGAUCAAUCAUCAAUGUUUCUGAAAUUGCAAAGUUAGUGACUGCAGCUACAAAGAAUGUAGUGGAUUAAAAUGGUAAAGGAGUAAAAAAAUAAAAAAAAUACUCAAGGAAACCUAAGCACCUACCAAUUUUCAUUAAGUACCAAUUUUUAUUUACCAAUAAAAGUAUAUGUUAAAAACCCAUCAA